AUUAGGGUUGCACUUAAAGAUUGGGCUGAAGUCAGCAAAUUCAAGCAGGAACUUUUAGACGCCCAGCACUAUGAUGCAGCAUAUAUCUUCAGGAAACUUCUGAUGGACAAAGCAUUCUAUUUCACAGCAAUGCCCAAAUUUCUUUCAUUUAGGACUAAAAAGAACAUGCAUGCAAAUACUGAGAUGAAGAGGGAAUUCAGAGAUCCUACUGAUCGUGUUGCCAUGCUUUGCCAUGAAAAUUUCUUGGAGGAAACAAAAAAUAUUCAUGAGCACUAUAAAAAAAUGAAAUGUCUGAUCUCUAUGGAUCAAAGUCAGCCAGAUAAGGCUAUCAGUUUGAUUAAAGAUGAUUUCGCAGCCAAGUUCCAAGAUAUCAUUCUGGAUUAUCAACAGUGGCAGAAAAAGAAAAUGGAAUCCCCUUUAUCUACUGUAGAUGAUGAAAAAAGGAACAGAAAAGAAGGUUGUUCCCAAGAGUCUGAUGCAUCUGGCAGAGCUCAAACAUUAGCUGAAAUCAAAUCCAGAUCAUAUUCUGCAGUUGCUCAGGCUUCAAAGUCUAGGCGACAUCGCCAAGUUAGGCUGGAAUCUUCUGGACUGGGAUCAAAUUGUGGGAAAACCAGAUUGCCUAGGAAAAGAAGUGUCAGGAAAUGUUUACCAACAGCAAAGAAGUCAGAACAUCAGGAAAAGAGAGGAACUUUACUACCGACAGCACAGGAAAAUAUUGAGAGACUGAAUAUGCCUGUGAUUGGAGAUGAUGAUGAAGAAGAAGGAAAUGAUCACUCAAGUGAUGAAGAUUUCAUACCUACCAAGAGGAAAAAGGCUCAUUAAUGGUGCAUCUUAAGGGGAAAUGGUGAUAGAUGAAUCAUCUGUCUGAAUGAACCAUGUUUUCCAGCCAGGAAUGAGGCAAUCUGAGUGACCCUGAGUGACCAUGCUAUGUUGUGAACUUGACACUUGUUAAGAAGGCACAGAAGCAGAAAAGACAUUAUGUAAAUUCUGUUAAGCAUUACAUAUGAUUUACUUCAUAGAAGAUUAUAAUGGAUUCUUUAUUCAUAUUUAAAAUGGAUUUUGGUAAAAGUUAGUUUCAUUUUUAAAAAGUCUUUAGCCACGUUAAUUACAUGAAAGAAGAACCACUUGUACUGGACAGUAACAGAUUUGUAAAUGCAGUGCAUAUGUAUGUUGUAGCUUUUUAUGUAUGUAUAUUACUCCUGCUUCCAUUGGUUUAUUUGUAAUUGUAAGUUAUUGUUAGAAGAACCUAGAACAAAACAACAUUCUGAAGAAUUAGAAGAUUUAACAUUUUUGCACUGUUGAAGGUUAUGGAGUUCAGCUCUGCUUUUUUUUCUGCAAAACUUUGGGGAAUGUACUAUGAACUAGACUGAAAGAUCCUUAUGUGAUUCUAGAUUUUUCACAAAGGAGAAGAUAGAAAACCAGAUGGUUCCUAGCUUAAACUAAGGGUUGAAAUUUACAAGCAGGCUGAAAUGUGAUGUAUUAUAAGAAGUUGAAAGAAAUCAUAAUUUUGUCCUGCUUGUUUCAAUAUUGUUUUAAUAACAGCAGUCAAAGACAAUGCAAACUAAACUCAGAAAUCAAAAAUAAUAAAGAAUAAAAGUGCAAAGAAAAAGGAAGAAAUAAGAAAACUAUUUAAAGAAGCCAUUUCAGAUCUUCAGUAAUUCUUCACUCCCAUAAGGUUACAUGCAAGCAUCUCUUCUUCCCAUAACCCAUCCCUUAUGCAUGUGCAAAUCCAUAAAUCAUUAACAUUUCAUUCAAUCUUAAUGCCAGCAAAAAAAUCCAUAUAUUUUUUUUAACGUUGAAACAUUUGUUUUAAACCUUAAACAAAUUUUGUAGUCUUUCCUUUUGCUACUAAUCACCUUAGUCUUUAUUUCAUUGUAGGAUUGUUGGAAUAUUGGUUUAAUUAUUUUCAAAAUUUUAUAGCAAAAGUUCUCCUAUUCCAAAUUUGCCUGAUGACCAGACCCAAAGGUAGAGAUGGGAAAACCAAGCAACAACUUUGGGAGAAUAUGGGGAAAACUCAUCUCUUCCCCCCCCCCCCAACGUUUCCAUUUUUUUAGGCCGUCUCAUCUUUAUCCACAGGUGAAGAAUUCAAAUUGCUGUUUAUUGUUCUAUGCCUAUUUCAUAGCAAUCUUCCCAGUCUGGUAGUUUGCCCCUGGGAAAGACUACGUAAGGUUCAAUGGCAUUUAAGUGGGAUGGUGAUGGUGUCAGACUUUGCCUUCUUGUAUCUUGGUAACGAUUCCAGACUGAUCCUGUUUGAUACCCUCCUUCUGACCGGGACAGUCUCUCUCUGACACAUAGUCCUUUGAUUUGCUUAUAAAUGUCUUGUGUUAAUUUGACUUUUUGCUGUUUAUUUCAAAUAUUUAAAUUCUUAAGCUUAUAGCUGUCUCAGAAAUACAAGAAUUUCUGCUUUUACAGCCUAAGGCUGUAAAAGAAUAAAGAUAAAGAAUAAAGAUAAAGAAUUCCAUUUGUAAAGGCAUUUUUCUGGCAUCUUUUCUAAAAGAACAGUGUAUGGAUUGUAUUUUUCUCUGUAAAACUGCUAAUUCUGUUUAAGCAAAUGUAUUGUAACUGGGAAACAUAGCAUUUCAGCUCAAACGAAUGCCCUAAAUAAUUGAGCAAUAAAAUCUUUAGUAUAUUU
Thamnophis sirtalis is the source of this 2632-nucleotide messenger RNA. The record is from RefSeq and is a predicted model, not a curated record. NCBI's taxonomy places the organism in Eukaryota, Metazoa, Chordata, Lepidosauria, Squamata, Natricidae.